Molecule: messenger RNA, 1502 nt
Organism: Bursaphelenchus xylophilus (pine wood nematode)
Lineage: Eukaryota; Metazoa; Nematoda; Chromadorea; Rhabditida; Aphelenchoididae
Source: the annotation of a GenBank genome assembly
AUGAGCAGCGAUGACGCCGAUCGAACCCAGAGACGGAGAAAGACUUCUGUUUCCUCGCUGAUCAAAAGACGAGGAAAAGGCUAUACUGCGAAAUCUGGGGACUCAGACACAUCUAUGAGUCCUCAUGUUAAAGCUGGAGGAUGUAUUGUCAAGAAACAAGAAGUAGGAGAGAUUUUCAUAUUAAUUAAAACAAGUUCUAGGCCUACAAAGAAGCUCAACAAUCAAUGGAGAAAUCAAUGAAGAAAAGUCGACGUCGUCGCAUUUCUGGCCCCACGCUUGAUCCCAAAGCUAAAACAGCACCUAAUCCGGAAAAGUCCGUCGGCAUUGAUACGCCUAAAACUGCCGCAGAUAAACCCAUUGAUGCCGAUAAAACCACCAGAUCUAGAGUAAGUCCCUUCUUACCCUAGUCGAGAGUUGUCCAACAAAUUAAGAGCCACGACUUUCAUCCUCCUACCAAAAAUUUUAUUAUUCUAGAGAAGAAAAAGCAGUGAUGACGAAACUGCAUUCGACAUGAUGGCUCAAAGUAAGUCCUCAAAUUGAGGCUAGAGGUGUUCUUUCUUCCAGGUAUGAACAGGACAUGGAAGAAAGUUCGUACAAAGAGUAAAGAGAAAUUCAGACUUGUCAAGACCUUUGUUAGCGCGCCGUUGAAGGAAAAAGGAAUGCAAAAAAUGCUAGAUAGGAUUACCCGACGGCAACAGGCAGCUCGGGUAAGCAUACAUUAAAUUAUAAUUACGCUAAAGGAUCCAAACAAAGUCCUAAAACAAGGCGAUGAAUGUUUCCCACAACGUCGACCAACAUCCGGAGAAAUUGCGAUCGAGAUGCACAAGACACCAGAGAAGAGCAAGGGGGCGUCUCCCAAAUCCAAAUCUCUUCAUACUGCCGUCAUUGAGUCCAGUAUAUUCCUACCAGAUGGGCGACCUUUCUGGCAACAAAAGAAUAAGGGGGAUCAACAACGGGAGAUGACCGAGGAGGACCUGACAGAUGACGAACUACCCAUGAAUGCCGAGGUUAUCGUUCAAGUGCAUGAGGGAAAAGUGAAAUUGGAUAAUAUGCCUUCUGUAAAGUGAGUACCUGCUAAUUGGGAAAUUGGGUAUGGGAGUGGGCCGCAUUGCGCAAUCGGAAAUACGAAGGCGUCUAUAUUAAAUUUCUAUCAUUUAAAAACAUGUCUAAUUUAUGCAUACAAUAUUUUUAGACUGGUCCUAAAGCCUUACGGUGAUUUGGAGGAAAUGAAGAAACGGGAUGCAAUUUUUUUCAACAAGCAGCUAGUAUUCAGUAACACCGUUAGAUCUAUGGUCAAUUUCGUCGAUGACACCGAUUCAAGAAGCAGUUCCAAAAGUUCCUCCGACAAGUCCAGGGAGCAGAAACCAGAGAAAUCAGCCCCCUCCAAGCUGAAGAUAACCAUUCCGGACACAAUAUACGUAUAUGAUUACACCAGACCUGAGAUUGGUGGAUGGCCAUUCCCAUUUACUCCUACUGAGAAAGGAAAGGAUAAGGAGAAGUAG